UCUAACUCUGAAUUCUAAUUGCACGUAGCAUACGCAUACCUCACUUGAUUCAUCACCUAUCUUGAAAUCGAAAUUGAAAUCGAAAUCGGAGUCGAUGAGCACGUCAGCGAUUCCACUUGCCCCUGCAUCUUCAUCUUCAGCAUCUUCACCGGGAACGGGGUUGUUGUCAGGUGGAUUCACGAAGCUGUGUAAGGGCCUUGGAGUGGUUCUUGUUGCCGCUCACAUUCUCGUUUACCUCUUCCCUUCUUCUCUUACCUACCUCGCUCUCGUUCCCGCCAGGACGAUUCCGUUCGCCUGGAAUCUCAUUACAGCUGGUUAUGUCGAGCAAUCUGUAUAUGGGGUGGUGAUCAGCACAAUAAGUCUUCUGUUUAUUGGAAAGAUACUUGAACCAAUAUGGGGUUCCAGAGAAUUCUUGAAGUUCAUCUUCGUGGUUAACUUUCUAACUUCGAUGUGUGUAUUCGUCACCGCUAUUGCCUUAUACUACAUUUCAACAAAGGAGAGUUACCUUUACACUCCCCUAUCAGGAUUUCAUGGAGUUAUAUCUGGUUUCUUGGUUGGCGUUAAGCAAAUUAUACCAGAUCAAGAGCUUCCUCUCAUCAAGAUAAAAGCGAAGUGGUUGCCGUCUAUCACUUUAUUGCUUUCCAUCGCCAUCACCUUCUGGACAGAAGAGGCUGCCGAGUAUCUUCCAACCAUAGUGUCUGGCACAUAUAUAAGCUGGAUUUACCUUAGAUACUGGCAGAGCAAACUAGAGACAAAAAUUAGAGGUGACCCAACUGAGGAUUUUGCAUUCUCCUCAUUUUUCCCUGGAUUUUUAAGACCAAUCAUAGACCCUAUUGCAUCAAUAUUUCAUCGAAUGCUCUGCGGAAGAUCCGAUGCUUUGAACAAUGCUCAAGCUUACACCCAGGAUAGUGAGUCUUUGCCAGGUUCUGACUCAUUCGAAGCUACUAGGAGACGAGAAAGAGGAGCCCGAGCACUGGAAGAGAGGUUGGCUGCUGCGCGCAUUGCUGGAGAGUCACAAAAGAGAGAUGCUGCAGAAAAUGUAUAAUUCCUCAACUUUUGUAAAUUGGGAUCGGUUCAGUCAAUAUGAAACUAUUACAAGUGACAUUUUCGGAGGGGUAAUAGUUACAAAAUUUUUGUCUAGGUCAAGUAACAUUUUUAUGUUCAUUUUCCGUUGGACAAUGAUAUUUGUGAAUCUAAAGUUUUUUCUUUCUUCUGUCGGAUAAAUAUAACCGACUCACAUUUGUACCUAACCAAGAUAUAGAAUAAAAAGAUUUGUUGUAUUUGUUA
Messenger RNA from Arachis duranensis, 1287 nucleotides. Its product is annotated as rhomboid-like protein 19. Gene Ontology annotation, biological process: retrograde vesicle-mediated transport, Golgi to endoplasmic reticulum. NCBI's taxonomy places the organism in Eukaryota, Viridiplantae, Streptophyta, Magnoliopsida, Fabales, Fabaceae. Gene Ontology annotation, cellular component: membrane; Golgi apparatus. The record is from RefSeq and is a predicted model, not a curated record. The transcript has 8 exons. Bases 95 to 1045 code for a protein of 316 amino acids.